Molecule: messenger RNA, 1879 nt
Organism: Cannabis sativa
Lineage: Eukaryota; Viridiplantae; Streptophyta; Magnoliopsida; Rosales; Cannabaceae
Exons: 10
Coding region: 31-1680 (549 amino acids)
Biological process (GO): RNA processing
Source: RefSeq, a predicted model, not a curated record
UCCGAGACCAUAGUUCUUCUGGCGCUGAAAAUGGCUACCAUGCCGAGCCACGGCCUCAGGCAUUUGUACACAACGCGUCCAUGGCAGAAAACCUAUCGGUUUUCAACCUCAUUGGCUUCUCUUUCUUCUUUCACCGAAGACUCGGAACAAACCAAGUCCAACGCCGCCGAAACAUCCACUACAAAAUCCGGCCCGUAUUUUCCGAAGCGAAACCAGACACUGGAACUGGUUUGCGAGUCACUGGCUUUCAAAGGGAAGGGUCUAUGCAAGGUGGAGGAUACUGGGUUUGUUGUAUUGUGCGACCGUGCACUCCCUGGUGAGCGCUUCAUUGGGCGUGUUACUCGCAAGAAGGGGAACUAUGCUGAGGUAACUAAGUUAAAGACAUUAUCUCCUCCUUGGGACCUUGUGGAUGCUCCCUGUGAAUACGCUUCUUACUGUGGAGGCUGCAAAAUGCAAAAUUUGUCAUAUGAGGCACAAAUCCGAGCCAAGGAGCAACAAGUCCAUGAUUUGGUGAUACAUGUUGGGAAAUUUUCUCAGUCUGAACUGGAAUCUUUAAGGAUCAUGAAGCCUAUUGUUCCUUGUGAUAUCCAGUUUCAUUACAGGAAUAAGAUGGAGUUUUCAUUUGGUUCUGCGAAAUGGCUACCGAAAGAAGCACUUGCAGAAAAACAAGAGGGAGAUAGCAAUUAUGCACUGGGACUGCAUGCUCCUGGAUUUUUUGAUAAGGUCCUAGACGUCAAUAAGUGCUUGCUGCAAAGUGAGCCUGCCAAUAUGGUUCUUGCUGCUAUCCAAGAUUGCUGGAGAGAUGCGGAGUUAGGUCUCUCUCCUUAUAAUGCUCGCUCUCAUGUUGGUUUUCUUAAACAUCUAAUGCUAAGAUCCGGAAGGAAUUUGAAUAAUGGUCUUCCCGAACUCAUGGUUAACUUUGUGACCUCAUCUUACAAGCCAGAACUGCUGAAGCCUUUGGUUGAAAGAGUUACUGCUGUCCCUGAAGUGGUGAGUGUCAUGAAUAAUGUUAACACUUCUGUUGGUAACACAUCAGUGGGUGAGGAAGAGUAUACUUUACAUGGGAAACCGUACAUCACAGAAACCUUAAGAGGGCUUACUUUUCAAAUAUCAGCCAACUCUUUCUUCCAGACAAAUACUCGUCAGGCUGAAGUUUUAUAUAGACUUAUAGAGGAGUGUGCUGGUCUCAGAGGAGAUGGCUCGGAGAUAGUUCUGGACCUGUUUUGUGGGACUGGCACCAUAGGUCUGACUCUUGCAAGAAGGGUCAAACAUGUUUAUGGGUAUGAAGUAGUUCCUCAAGCAAUCUCAGAUGCUCGUCUGAACGCUGAGCUAAAUGACAUCCAUAACGCCACUUUUGUGCAAGGAGAUCUAAAUAAAAUUGAUGAAAAUUUUGGGAGUAAUUUUCCCAGACCUGACAUUGUUAUUUCAGAUCCAAAUCGACCGGGAAUGCACAUGAAGUUGAUUAAAUUCCUCUUAAAGCUCAAGGCACCACAAAUAAUUUAUGUAUCAUGCAAUCCUGCAACCUGUGCUCGUGAUCUUGAUUACCUCUGUCAUGGAGUGAUGGAGAAAAAUAUAAAAGGGUGCUACAAGCUAAAGAGUGUACAGCCUGUAGACAUGUUCCCACACACUCCUCAUAUCGAAUGCAUAUGUUUAUUGGAGCUCUGUGAUAAUCCUAGCUAGGGCCAGACAAUUCUUCACUCUUAAGGGGUGAUUCACUCCUUAGGGAAAAUGGUGAUUGUUGUUGUAUCGAAAUCCAUACCAUUUACACAUUUUUUAAUUUAUUAUUCUUUUAAUCAAGAUUUCGUGUCUGUAAAACCAUCCAUUUGGAUAUGAAAAAAGGAAAACAGAAGGCAGAUUUGUUUGCUAUUGUUGGAUUAAA